This is a messenger RNA of Rhodamnia argentea, 1453 nucleotides long. Its product is annotated as WAT1-related protein At4g08300-like. The coding region runs from base 47 to 1213 and encodes 388 amino acids. The transcript is spliced from 7 exons. Lineage: Eukaryota; Viridiplantae; Streptophyta; Magnoliopsida; Myrtales; Myrtaceae. The record is from RefSeq and is a predicted model, not a curated record. Gene Ontology annotation, molecular function: transmembrane transporter activity. Gene Ontology annotation, cellular component: plasma membrane.
GCAUAAACUAUAUUACAUACCUACACGGAGGAAGUAGUUCAGAGAGAUGGGAGAGAUUGGGGCAUUUUGGUCAGGGUUGAAGAGGGUGAAGCCAUACUUGGCAAUGGUGUCGUUGCAAUUCGGCUACGCCGGGAUGUACAUAAUCACCCUCGUCUCUCUCAACCACGGCAUGAACCACUACGUCUUGGCCGUGUACCGCCACGUCGUCGCUACCCUCGUCAUCGCGCCUUUCGCCUUUGUCCUCGAAAGGAAAAUAAGGCCAAAGCUCACCCUCCCAAUCUUCCUGAGGAUAAUGGCGCUUGGUUUCCUUGAGCCGGUGUUGGAUCAGAACUUAUAUUACGUGGGGAUGAAGUCGACGUCGGCAACUUUUGCUUCAGCAACCGUUAAUGUCCUCCCGGCCAUCACGUUCAUCAUGGCACUCGUCUUCAGGUUAGAGAGGGUAAACGUAAAGAAGAUUCAGAGCCUGGCUAAAGUGAUCGGGACAGCGGUGACUGUUGGCGGAGCAAUGGUGAUGACGCUGUACAAAGGCCCCAUCGUCGACAUUGUACGGUCGGGUGGAACAAGCCACCACCACGCAGGUGGCGGGACCGCCAACGGUUCGGCUGACCCACAUUGGGUCACUGGCACGCUCAUGCUCCUAGGCAGCUGCUGCGGUUGGUCCGGCUUCUUUAUACUGCAGUCGUUUACGUUGAAGAAGUACCCAGCAGAGCUCUCACUGACAGCACUCAUAUGCUUGAUGGGAACCGUGGAAGGCGCAGCGGUGACGCUCGUAAUGGAGCACGACAUGAGCGUCUGGCAAAUCGGCUGGGACUCUAGGCUGGUCGCCGCUGUGUAUACCGGGGUGGUUUGCUCCGGGAUAGCAUAUUACGUGCAAGGAGUAGUGAUCAGGGAGAAAGGGCCAGUGUUCGUCACGUCUUUUAGCCCGCUUUGCAUGAUCAUCACCGCCGCUCUCGGCGCCAUUGUGUUAGCUGAGAAGAUUCACCUUGGAAGCAUCAUCGGGGCAAUUUUCAUCGUGUUUGGUCUUUACACCGUGGCGUGGGGUAAGAGCAAAGACCAUCGAGCUGAGUCGACGCCAUUGAUCCCAGAUGAGAAAGUUUCGACCUCCGAAUUGCCGAUCACUGAUGUUAGGUCGAGCAACGGAGAGCAUAGAGUCUACAAACAAGUUGACAUACCGACAAUUCCGGGAAAAAAUCACCUCCAACAGGAGUCUUAAUACUUCUGAUAUCACAAAAUCUCAUGUCGGAUAAUGUUUGCCUGUGCAACUCUCUCUCUCUCCCUCUCUCAACAAAAAAGGAAUUCGAAAUAUGUAGCAUUCAAUGUGAUCCUUUCUUUUUUCGUGUUUGAGCCUGGCAUAUAGAACCGGUAAACUAAUGAAGAUGAUCUCUCGAUUUUAUGUGGAUUAAUGUUCUUGGACCCGAUGUAUGUUUGAUUCUAGCGAGAGAAUCUGUUGGAA